Ogataea philodendri is the source of this 426-nucleotide messenger RNA. RefSeq lists its product as uncharacterized. The coding region runs from base 1 to 426 and encodes 141 amino acids. The record is from RefSeq and is a predicted model, not a curated record. The transcript is spliced from 2 exons. Lineage: Eukaryota; Fungi; Ascomycota; Pichiomycetes; Pichiales; Pichiaceae.
AUGGCUCAUAUUCUGGAGGAAAAAUCACACCGUUGUGCUCUAAAGUAUUCCACACCACUUCACCGUUCAGAUCCUGCUCUUCCCACCAUUUCCUUCCUCUUGCGAGGAGCUUUGGCCACUUGGGAACUUGGUUCCUUUUUGACUGUAGCUUUCUUGACCGAGGUUUUUGUGACAAUCUUACGUUUCUUCAAGGGAACAUCGUCCGCUUCUUCCUCGCUAAGAGAGGUUGUAGGGGUCUUGAUCUUGCCGUCAUUCGAAUCGGAAUCAUCCUCAGACUCCAAGGUAGAAGUCUUGUGUUUUGAAACCAGCUUUUUCCGUCUAACUGUGGCCAGAGGUGUCUCUUCAUCUGACGAAGACAUUUUAAAUCCCAACAAGUUUUUUUGUCCUUGUCAAACUCACUUUAUGAGAAAUAUUCCCUUAAACUAG